AUGAAUCUCAAAUAUACUGGUGAUGAUAUAUCUCGAUCACAUUCAUUUGGUGAUCAUUUUAAUUCAUCAAACUCAAAGAAAACUAGAGAUGAAUUAAAAACUAUUGCUCAUCGACACGGUUUUGAAACAUUAUAUGAACAACUUACAACUUCUAGCAAUACUUCAAAAUGGACUAAUGCAGGUGUAUUUUUUACUAAUAAAACAAUUGAUUCAGAUGUAACUGGAAUUCAUAAAACAGAUUUUCAUGAUGAUCAUAGUCAUACAUUUUGUUAUUUGUGUUCAAUAAAUCAACAUCAACAUGAACGAACUAAACCACGUGAUGAAUCUAAAAAACAUAAACUUAUUCCAUAUAAAAACCCUAAAGCUCGUUUAUCAUCAUCAUCGUCAUUAGAUCGAAUAAAACAAAAUUUAUUAUCAUCAUUGGAUUUAAUAUCUUAUCGAUUUAUUGUACGAACUGGUACACAAAAAAAUAGUGGCACACGAGCUCAAGUAUUUUUAUAUUUGUAUGGAACGGAAAAGAAUUGGACAUCACUUCAUUUACAAGGACAUAUUAAUAAAAACUUGUCAACGUCUACGGAUGGUUUUCCAUGUGGUUCUAUUCGAACAUUUUGUUUUAAAGGACCAAAUAUUGGUCAAUUACAUCAUUUAAAUGUUAAUGUAAAUAACACUAGAAUGUAUUGUUAUUUUUUAUUUCUUCUUCUUCUUCUUCUUCUUUUUAAGCUUAUUGGUUCUCGCUCAGAUAAAGAAUGGUUUCUAAAAGAAAUUGAAAUAACUGAUUUAACUAAUUCAAUUACAUGGUUAUGUGAAUUUAAUUGUUGGUUACCAAAAACUAAUGAACAACAAAUGAAUGAAAUAAAACCAAAUGUUUAUCAGCAAACUAAAUUAUCCUUAUCAAUUUAUAUUCUACAAAUUCGUACAGGUGAAAAAUCUAUUGCUGGUACUAAUGCAAAUAUUCAAAUCAAAAUUCUUGGCUCAAUAAGUCAAACAUCUCAAUUAACAUUAACAAAUAAUCGAAUUAAUUUAUUUGAAAAAAAUCAAUUAGAUACAUUUGCAAUUGUUGGUCCAAAUCUUGGAGAUGUAUUAGAAAUUAUUGUUGAAUCAGAUAAAAACCAAUUAGUAAUGGAUUGGCAUAUAAAAGAUAUGGUAAUAUGGAAAAUAAUACCAAAUGAUGAUCAUAAACAAUCUCAUGUUUAUUUUCCAUUUAAUAUUUAUCUUGAUAAAAAAGUAAAUAGAUAUAAGUCAACUAAAGAAAUAUAUCCAUCAACGGAUCAUCAUUUAAAAGGUCCAAUAUGUUAUCAGGUAAUUGUUAAAACUGGUAAUGUAGCAAAUGCUGGAACUGAUGCUAAUGUUUUUUUAAUUAUAUAUGGAAAAAGUGGUCGUACAGUCAUUCAUCAACUUAAUAAUCGACUUAAAAAUGAUUUUGAACGAAAUACAAUAUCAGAAUUUACUAUUAUGGAUAUUGAUAUAGGUAAAAUAGAUCGAAUUAAAAUUUGGCAUGAUAAUUCUAAUAUUGGUUCAGCUUGGUUUCUUGAAUCAAUAAUAAUUCGUAAAAAAUAUUCAACAUGUUAUACAAUAUCAAAUAUAUAUAUUCAACGUGUUGAACAAAUAAGUAAUGCAUUAUAUCGUCAAGUAUAUAAAAAUAUGAACAUAAAUUCCAAUGUACGUACAACAUCUUCAAAAAAUGAAGAUGAACAUAUUUCAAUUGAUCGACAAAGUUUUAAAUUAAAAAAUUCAGAUAAUAAUGGAUUAAAUGAUCGUUUAGGAAGUAGUCGAAGUAUUUUACGUAGUCCAACAAUAUAUGAUAAAAUUAAUUUACGAAAAAAAGUUACAUGGGAUGAACAAAGUAUUGGUUCACAAGAUGAUUUAUUUUCAAUUGAUUCACAACGUUUAAAAACAAUGCAACCUAUAGAUGAACAACAACAUAAUAAAAAUAAUUCAUUUUAUUAUGAAUCAAAUCAUAUUGAUCAUGAAAUUUAUUGGAUAUCAUCACAUAAUUAUAUGGAUAAUAAAUGGAAAAUAAAAUCAAUUGAAGAAAUAAAUUCAUUUGAUUUUGAUUCAUCAAUACGUUCAUUAUUACUUUCCGAUCGUUUAAUAAUAAAUAAUAAUAUGAAAACACAUGUGGAUGAAAAUAAUGAUGAAAUCUAUGAAUUUCAAGCUAAUUGUUGGUUAGGAAAAGAUAAACAAGAUGGAAAACUUGAUAUUUAUUUAACACCAAAAUCAAUUCAUAAAUCAUCAUUAUCAUCCGAUGUAAAUAUUGAUUUGAAAAAGAAACAUAUUAUUCAAUCAAAUAUUCGUUCUGAUACUCAAUCAAAAAAAUAUGACAAUGAAGACAAUAAACAAGAAUCAAAAUAUUCUUCUCCAUAUAAUCUAGGACCAAUUGAAAAAUCUUCAAGAAAUUUAAAUUUACAUAAUCUUCGAUUAUCAUCUUCUCAUUUACCUAAUACAUCAAAAACACAACUACCUAAUUCACAUACAUUUCAAGAAAAUAUCAAUCCAUCUUCUCGUCUGAAUACAACAUUAAAAACAAACGAUGAAUUAUUAAGAAUUAAUUCAUCAAUUGAUAAGUUUCCUCCUCAAUCUUCAUCAUUAACUCAACAUUUAAAAUCUCCGCGUAAUAUUAAUGAUUUUACAUAUCCAUCAACUAGUGAACAAGAAUUAUUAGCUAGAAUAACAUCAAGUGAACCAUCACAUCAUCCACGACCAACAACUACACCUUUAUUAUCACUUAGUCAACGUUCUAAAUUACCUUUCAAUACUAAUGAUCGUACUGCUCCAAUAACUAGUGAACAAUCAUCGUCAAUAAAAAUUCUAAAUCAACCUCCAUCUCAUCCUCGAUCAUCAAGUACGGCACUGUUAUCAUCAAAUGAAAAUAUAAAAUUAUUACAUAAUAAGCAUCAUCUUACCAAGCCAUUGUCGAAUGCUCAGAGCUCAUUAACUAGAAUUUCACAUGAACAACCAAAUUUCUCUCGACCAACAGCUACUUCGCUAUUAUCAUCUAAUCAAAGUUUGAAGUUGCUAUACGGUAACAAUGAUUCCCUCAGUCCAAUACCUAAUGAACAGCAAUUAUUAAAGCGACUUACAGAUGAAUCACCAUACCGUUCACAAUCACCAACUACCUCAUUAUCAUUAUUAACUCCACGUGCAAAAUUAGCUCGAAACAUCACUAAUUCCCUAACGAAUGAAAGAGAAACAUUAUUAAAUAUUUCAGUUAAACCUCCCAUCAACCCUCGAUUAACAUCUCCCUCUUUAUUAUCAUCUAGUCAUCUUCCAAAAUCAUCUCAAUUAAAUAAUAAAUCUGUUAAUUCAUUAACAGGAACAUCUAUUGAAUCAACAUUAGGAUCUAAAUCUUCAAUACGUUCUAAUCCUGACAUGUCUUUAAAAAAAUCUAUAAAUAGUAGGAAUUUUUUUAUUAUUUUUUUGCUUUAUUAA
Rotaria sp. Silwood2 is the source of this 3429-nucleotide messenger RNA. The record is from the annotation of a GenBank genome assembly. Lineage: Eukaryota; Metazoa; Rotifera; Eurotatoria; Philodinida; Philodinidae.